AGGAGAAAGAGUUAUUGGUUUGUGAGGUGUGUACUUGUGCGCUUUGUUUUUCCUUGCUUCUUUGAAAGGGUUUGUUUUGGAGGAAGGAAACCAAGAAAAGCAAGGCAAAGGGGGAACCCCUAGCAGUCUGCUUUUUCUGCUCCAGAUCCUAGUGUCUUACAAUUUAAAGGCAAGUGAACCUUCUAGCAGUUUUGAAGCAUCAAUUCCCAACUUUGGUCAUUCAACCAAAAAGCUUCCUUCCAACUCUGGCAUCCCAGUUGCAUGUUCGAGCGCUCUCACAAAACUGAAAAAGACUUGAAACAACAACAAAUACCACCUUGUCUUGGAUUUUUGUUUUGAAUUAUGAAGAGGUUCGGCAGCUCAGAGUCAUUGGGUGCUUUGGUCUCCAAUUUCCCAUCAAAAGUCUCAUAAUUUACGCAGAGGAGGGAAAGCUUGCAAAGGGCAAAUAUGGUUACAGCAAGGAGUUUCAGGCAAUGUUAGAUUCUUUAGAACAAGAAGAUAUUGGGGAAGAAAUGUCAGGGAAGAAAAGGCGGUUGAGCUCGGAGCAGGUCAAGGCCUUGGAGAGAAGCUUUGAGGUUGAGAACAAGUUAGAGCCAGAGAGGAAGGUCAAACUGGCUGAGGAAUUAGGCCUGCAACCGAGACAAGUGGCGAUUUGGUUUCAAAACCGUCGCGCACGGUGGAAGACUAAGCAAUUGGAAAGAGACUACAGCGCCCUCAAAGCUGACUAUGAUGGUUUAAAGCACAACUAUGAUAGCCUUGAGAGACAGAAUAAAGCUCUUGCUGAAAAGCUAAGUCAGUUAAAGGCGAAGCUGUGCACAGAAGGUGCAGAGAGCAACGGCUCCGCGAAAGAAGAAUCACCAAUUUCAACGUGCAAAAGCAGUGAAAAUAUUGAGGUGGAUUUGUUCAAGAACUUGAAGACCAAAGAUGGUUCAUCAGAUAGUGAUUCAAAUGAAGUUCUUAUGAAGGAAGAGAGCAAUGGAAAUUCAUCUCUUGGAUAUAAUAAUAAUAAUAAUAAUAAUAAUAAUUCAAUUUCUUCAAAUUCCAUGGUGAAUUGGUUUCAAUUAUCUGAGUCCAGAUCAGUAGCUGCAGGAAAAGGGUUUCAAGGCCAGCUUGUGAGGAUGGAAGAGCAGAGUCUUUUCACCACAGAUGAUUCCUGCAAUUUCUUUUCAGUCGAUCAAGCUCCUAGUCUUCAUUGGUAAAUCUGCUGAGCAGUAAAAAUAGUUGGACCCUUUUAUUUUUCUAAGGUUUUUGAAUGAUCUAAUAAAAUAAAUUUUUGUAAUUUAGAAGCAAAAAUGUCCAAUGUAAAGCUUUUUAUUUGCCACAUCAACAAAUAAUUAGUUUGCACA
Messenger RNA from Malus domestica (apple), 1346 nucleotides. Its product is annotated as homeobox-leucine zipper protein ATHB-6-like. The record is from RefSeq and is a predicted model, not a curated record. Gene Ontology annotation, cellular component: nucleus. Gene Ontology annotation, biological process: positive regulation of DNA-templated transcription. Gene Ontology annotation, molecular function: DNA-binding transcription factor activity, RNA polymerase II-specific; sequence-specific DNA binding. NCBI's taxonomy places the organism in Eukaryota, Viridiplantae, Streptophyta, Magnoliopsida, Rosales, Rosaceae.